GAGGUUGGGGUCCCGCGGCACCUGGUGAGGAGCCAGGGCGUGCGCGCUGGUGUGCAGCCGUCCCGCGGCUGAUCGCUGGGGCCAUGGCCGCGGCCACCAGGCGCGUGUUCCAUCUCCAGCCAUGCGAAAACUCUUCUAUCAUGUCGCAGAAUGGAUACUUUGAGGAUGCAGGCUACCUCAAGUGUGACGCGGAUGAUGCCUCUGAAACCCGUGAGGAGAGCCUGGGGGAUGAGGCCUUCGACACGGUCAACUCCUCCAUUGUGUCUGGCGAGAGCAUCCGUUUCUUUGUCAACGUCAACCUCGAGGUGCAGCCCACCCAGUCCGAGGGUGAAUCGCCUGGCGGCUACGGGCUCCUACACACCUCCCGCAAGUACCUGAAGUUAAAGAACUUUGAGGAAGAGAUCCGAGCGCACCGGGACCUAGACGGCUUCUUGGCACGGGCCAGCAUCAUCCUGAAUGAGACAGCCACCUCCCUGGAUGACGUGCUACGGGCCAUGCUGUGCCGCUUAGCCCAAGACUCCCACAACACCGAGCCCGACUGCAACUUGGACCCGCUCAUGGCCAUGCUUUUCACUGAUGCCGGGGCCCCCACGGAGGGUAAAGCAGUUCACCUACUGUCAGAUACCAUCCAAGGGGUCACUGCCACAGUAACGGGGGUGCAAUACCAGCAGUCGUGGCUCUGCAUCAUCUGUACCUCCAAGGCCCUGCUGAAGCGGCAUGUGUGCAUCAGCCGCCUGGUUCGCCCGCAGAACUGGGGGGAGAAUUCCUGUGAGGUGCGGUUUGUCAUCCUGGUGCUGGCCCCACCCAAGAUGAAAAGCACCAAGACUGCGACGGAGGUGGGACGCACGUUUGCCACCAUGUUCUUAGACAUCACCUUCCGCCAGAAGCUCCUGAAGACCCGCACGGAGGAGGAAUUCAAGGAGGCCCUGGUACAUCAGAGACAGCUGCUCACCGUAAUGAGCCACUGUCCGAGCAUCAGCAUGAAGGACUACAGCAUGAGCUCCGUCUGCACCCACAGACCCCCGCAGCCCCCACGGCACAAGGAUUUUCUCCCCAUGGGGAGGGGCAUCUGGGAAGACAUCGCCCGCAGAUUCCCUGUGUACCCGCUGGACUUCACUGAUGGCAUUAUUGGGAAAAACAAAGCUGUGGGCAAAUACAUCACCACCACCCUGUUCCUCUACUUCGCCUGCCUCCUGCCCACGAUCGCUUUUGGGUCCCUCAACGAUGAGAACACGAACGGGGCCAUCGAUGUACAGAAGACCAUAGCUGGGCAGAGCAUCGGAGGCCUCUUGUACGCACUCUUCUCUGGGCAGCCGCUGGUGGUGCUGCUGACGACCGCACCCCUGGCCCUCUACAUCCACGUGAUCCGUGGCAUCUGUGAUGACUACGAUCUGGACUUCAGUACCUUCUAUGCAUGGACAGGCCUGUGGAACAGUUUCUUCCUCACGCUUUAUGCCCUCUUCAACCUCAGCCUGGUCAUGAGUCUCUUCAAGAGGUCAACGGAGGAGAUCAUUGCUUUGUUCAUUUCCAUCACAUUCGUGCUGGAUGCUGUCAAGGGCAUGGUCAAAAUCUUCCAGAAGUACUACUGUGGCCACAACCCCGGGAACUACUACGAAGAUAGGUCUUCCCCGGUGAGCCUGCUGGGCCUCAGCCCCAGCCUCAACAGCAGCCUCCACGCUGCCCUCAACACCAGCCUCCUGGCCGGCCCACCAGAGCUGUCUUCAGUGGGCAGCCAGGGCCCCGAGCCCCUGGCCCGGGACACGGCUGUGCUCAGCCUCCUCAUCAUGCUGGGGACACUCUGGCUGAGCUACACCCUCUACCAGUUCAAGAAGAGCCCCUACCUGCACCCCUACAUGCGUGAGAUCCUGUCAGACUGUGCCUUGCCCAUCUCAGUGCUUACCUUCUCCCUCAUCUCUUCCUACGGCUUCCAGGAGAUUAAGAUGGGCAAGUUCCGCUACAACCCAAGCAAGAGCCUGUUCGAGAUGGCCGAGAUGCACUCGCUAUCCCUGGUGGCCGUCAGCGGCGCCAUGGGCCUCGGCUUCCUCCUCUCCAUGCUCUUCUUCAUCGAGCAGAACCUGGUGGCUGCCUUGGCUAAUGCCCCGGAGAACAGGCUGGUAAAGGGCACUGCCUACCACUGGGACCUCCUGCUCGUCGCCAUCAUCAACACCGGGCUGUCUCUGUUUGGGCUGCCCUGGAUCCACGCUGCCUACCCCCACUCCCCGUUGCACGUGCGGGCACUAGCUUUGGUGGAGGAGCGUGUGGAGAAUGGGCACAUUUAUGAGACGAUUGUGAGUGUGAAGGAGACGCGGUUGACCACCCUGGGCGCCAGCAUCCUGGUGGGCUUCUCCCUCCUGCUGCUGCCCUUCCCGCUACAGUGGAUCCCCAAGCCUGUGCUCUAUGGCCUCUUUCUCUACAUCGCACUCACCUCCAUCGACGGCAACCAGCUGUUUGCACGCAUGGUCCUGCUGCUCAAGGACCAAACCUCGUACCCACCCACCCACUACAUCCGGAGGGUGCCCCAGAGGAAGAUCCACUACUUCACAGGCCUGCAGGUCCUGCAGCUGUUGCUGCUCUGUGCCUUUGGCAUGAGCACCCUGCCCUACAUGAAGAUGAUCUUUCCCCUCAUCAUGAUCGCCAUGAUCCCCAUCCGAUACAACCUGCUGCCCCAAAUCAUUGAAGCCAAGUACCUGGACGCCAUGGACGCUGAGCACUGAGGUCCUGGUUACCAGGCCCUGGCCACACCCCAUCCGCCCAUCCCUCUGGGUCUUCCCAGGCUGGCUCUGUGGCUGUGUGUGGGAAUCUUGGGGUGCUGCUCUGUGCUGCACCCCCUCACAGCUGUCCCAACUGGCCUAGGGUGUCUGGGCAUUGAGGGGGCUCCAAGUUGUGUGUGUCUGCUCCUCUUCCCAUUAGCCUUUUGCUUUGGGUCUGGAACUCUGCUCAGGGCAGCUUCUGCCCAGGGUGGGACUAAGCAGGAUGGAUUUUCUUUUGAUAAAAGAGCCUG
Messenger RNA from Balaenoptera acutorostrata (minke whale), 3001 nucleotides. It is a transcript of the gene SLC4A11, whose product is annotated as solute carrier family 4 member 11. NCBI's taxonomy places the organism in Eukaryota, Metazoa, Chordata, Mammalia, Artiodactyla, Balaenopteridae. The record is from RefSeq and is a predicted model, not a curated record. Gene Ontology annotation, molecular function: solute:inorganic anion antiporter activity. The coding region runs from base 84 to 2714 and encodes 876 amino acids. The transcript has 20 exons. Gene Ontology annotation, biological process: monoatomic ion homeostasis; monoatomic anion transport; transmembrane transport. Gene Ontology annotation, cellular component: plasma membrane; basolateral plasma membrane.